CCAUUUCCGGUUUAAGAAAAAACGUCAACAACGUGGUUUCUGUCAUACUCGAUUUUUAACCAUGGCAAAAACAAAAAGAAAGGAGAUGAAGAAAGACAAAAUAAACAAAAGUGGACAUAGCAUGAAUCCAGACCGCCCAAAAGGUGCAGGGGAAAACAAUAUGCGGGACAAAGCUACUAUCAAAAGACUGCAGAUGUACCGGAAUUUUAAGGCAAAGAGGGACAGAUCAGGCAAAAUUAUCAAAGCUGCACCAUUUCAGUCAAAGUUGACACCAGGAAGUAUGGCUAGGGUAGAACCAAAUAGAAGAUGGUUUGGCAAUACCAGGGUGAUAACACAAAAUGCACUACAAACUUUCCAAGAAGAGAUGGCCAAGGUCAAAAAGGACCCCUAUAAAGUUAUAAUGAAACAGACUAAGCUCCCAAUAACACUACUCAACGAGACAGCCAAGUAUGCUAAAGUCCACCUGCUGGACACAGAAGGAUAUGAUACAACAUUUGGUAAAAAAGCACAGAGGAAGAAACCAAAAUUGAAAACUGCAGAUAUGCAGGCAUUUGUUGAUCAAGCCACGACAGCAACUGACAGCUACUCAUCAGAAAAGGACCAUGACCUUGUCACAGAGGCACCAGAGUUCAAAGAUGAAAAACUAGAGGUCAUAUUCAAGGCUGGUCAAUCCAAAAGGGUGUGGGGAGAACUGUAUAAGGUGAUAGAUUCAUCUGAUGUGGUGAUCCAGGUGUUGGAUGCCAGAGAUCCACUAGGCACACGUUGUUACCAGAUAGAGAGAUACAUGAAGAAAGAGAAAACUCAUAAGCAUUUGAUUUUUGUGCUGAAUAAAGUGGACUUAAUACCAGUGUGGGUUACUCAAAAAUGGGUAGCAAUUCUCUCCCAGGAGCAUCCAACAAUGGCUUUCCAUGCCAGUAUCACAAAUCCAUUUGGAAAAGGGGCCCUCAUCAAUUUAUUGAGACAGUUUAGUCAGCUGCACAAAGAUAAAAAGCAGAUCAGUGUAGGGUUUAUUGGGUAUCCAAAUGUCGGGAAAAGUUCCAUCAUCAACAGUCUACGAGCAAAGAAGGUCUGCAAGGUAGCCCCUAUAGCAGGCGAGACAAAGGUGUGGCAGUAUGUGACACUUAUGAAGAGGAUAUACCUUGUGGAUUGUCCGGGUGUGGUGUACCCCUCGGCAGCCACACCCACAGACUUUGUCCUGAAAGGGGUGGUUCGAGUUGAACUGGUAAAGGCACCAGAGGACUACAUACCAGCCUUGUUAGAGCGAGUCAGACCUGAAUAUAUAAGGAAAACUUACAAAAUCGACAACUGGACAUGUCACGAGAACUUCUUGGAACAGAUAGCCAAAAAAUCUGGGAAACUUCUUAAGGGUGGAGACCCAGACUUAGGAACAGUGGCAAAGAUGGUUCUUAAUGACUGGCAGAGAGGAAAGAUUCCCUAUUUUGUAAAACCUCCGGGAUAUGAAAACAAUGAAUCAACUUCAAGUGAAGUUCCUAGCAUUGAAACCCAAACUGAAGAGAAAUCAACGAAAGAGGAAGAAAUUCCAAAGGAAUUGGAGAAGAAAACACUGCCUAUGGUUCAACAAAACCUCUCAGAAAUUCGUGUGGAGCCACGUUUUUUGGAAGAGGACAUUAAGAAUGUUGUUGCUGUGGAGGGUAAAGAUGACUCGGAUCUUGAGGCUGAGGCUAAGGACAAUGAUUUGGAUGAGGAGGCUGAUGAAGAGAGAAAGUCCACCAGAGAAAAGGGAAAGAAAACAGACAGUGCUGAAGACAAUGAAGUGUCAUAUAGUACGGAAAAGUCGGCAGACGAACAGUUAGAUAAUGAUUGUGUGUCCGAGAGACUGCAGCCUGGUGAGGAAGUGUCAGGAGAUGUGAUAGAGUCCAAACAGAAGGGGAGGAAGAGAACGGCAGGGCAGAUACUGACUACUCACUCCACCAGUGGAAAAUUCACCGUAGUGGACGAGGGUGGCCAACAGAAUAAAAAGAAAAGAAAGUCAGUGGAUAAAAGUCCUCAGAAACACGGAGGUAGUGUAUCUGAAGAGAAUGGUUCUCCUCAGACAAAACUAACAAGUAAACAGAAGCGCAGAUUAGAAAGAGAGGCUCGUAGCAAGAAAAUUGGAACCCACUUUUACUCAACUACAAAUGUAAAGAAUAAGAGGAGAUGAUUGAGUUUAAGAACCAGAUAAACUUGUUAAUUGAUUAAAAAUAUGCAAUAAAAUGUUGUAGAGGUAAA
Molecule: messenger RNA, 2229 nt
Organism: Ostrea edulis (European flat oyster)
Lineage: Eukaryota; Metazoa; Mollusca; Bivalvia; Ostreida; Ostreidae
Exons: 15
Coding region: 62-2161 (699 amino acids)
Cellular component (GO): nucleolus
Molecular function (GO): GTP binding
Source: RefSeq, a predicted model, not a curated record